Molecule: messenger RNA, 261 nt
Organism: Danaus chrysippus (African queen)
Lineage: Eukaryota; Metazoa; Arthropoda; Insecta; Lepidoptera; Nymphalidae
Source: the annotation of a GenBank genome assembly
UUGAUCAAAGAAAUUUCUUUAAGAGAAGCUUCGUUACGAUACACUAUACCAAAAAGUACUUUGCAAGAUAGAACGUCAGCAUUGAUCCGUGGGGAAGAAGCGAUGUUGCGACCACAAAUCGGUAAAUUCAAUCAACCAAUUUCACCAGAGUACGAAACUGGAGUAAAUUGUGUGCAGAAGCAUCAAAAAGUUCUUGCUGCAAAGGCUGUCCGGUACCAGGCGCCACUUGCAGAGGCUGCGAUUAUUCUCACCAAAGUUUAA